AUGGCAGCACAGUCGAAGGCCGCCUCCUCAGCGCAGUCGAAGGCCGCCGCCUCCUCUGCUGUCGUGAGCGGCGGCCUUUUCGCGGGCUACGUGGCGAUACAGCUCUCGACGCUGCUUCUCGCGUCUGCGGCGCAACAGAGAGACGUGCAGACGCGCCACGUCGACUCAACGGCGGUCACGCUCUCGGAGCUGGUCAAGCUGCUCAUCUCGCUGGUUGGGAUCGCCGCCACCGAGCGGGUGAUGCUGCGCGGCCUGCUGCGCGCCGUCCGGCAGUCGCUGCUCACCCCGUCGCUGCUUCGAGUCGCGCUGCCGGCGCUGCUCUACACGGUGCAGAACAACGUCAUCUACUCGUCGCUUGCGCGCGUCGACGCGGUCACCUUCCAGAUCACGUACCAGCUCAAGCUCGCCGCCUCGGUCCUCGCCUCGCGACUGCUGCUUGGCAAGCCCGUCAGCGUGGUGCUCGUGCUCACUCUGCUGCCAGCUGUCUCCGCGGGGCCAGGGUUCUUUUCAUUUCUAGGCGUGGUGCUCGUGCAGCUCUCGCUCCGUGCGGAGGACGAGGCGGCGCUGGGCGGCGGCGCGGAGGACGAGCAGGACGAGCAGGCGGAGCUGCUGGACGAGGUUGCGAAGGGCGAGCGGCGGCGCUCUCGCGCGAUCGGCAUCUGCGGCGUCCUCGCCGCGUGCGGCUGCUCUGGCCUCGCCGGCGCGGCGAUGGAGGCGCUGCUCAAGGAGGAGAGAUCUUCGCUCCCGCGCCGCAACCUGCAGGUGUCCGCGGUCUCGCUCCUCCUCGCGACGGCGCACAUGCUCUCCUCGGACGCACAGCGGCUCUGGAGGGGAGGUACUCGCUGCGAGGGCCUCAGCCUCAGCUCCACGCCAACCCGCUUCCCCCUCCUCGAGCAGCAGGGGUCAGGCGGGGGUGUACCCUGGCUAGGCUUGCUGCAAGGGUACAGCCCGCUCACCUACGCGAUGGUUUGCUUCGACUCGACGGGCGGGCUUCUCGUCUCGCUCCUGCUCAAGCACGCCUCGAACUCGCUCAAGAACUUCGCCUCGCCCCUCGGCAUCAUCCUCAACUGCCUCAUCGCGCGCUACUACUCCGCCGACCCCGCCUCGCGAAAGCCGCCGCCGCGCCAGUUCCUCCUCGGCACUGCCCUCGUGCUCCUCGCACUCGGCACGUACAGCGUCGCCUGAGCACAGCCGAGGAGGCGCGGGGGGAACAAGCCGUCGCGCGUUGGUGGGGAAAGGCGUGUGCAGGGAGGGCAGCUACUUUGGCGUUUGGUACUUGGACGAGCACACGCCGGGUGGCCAGCUUGUGCGCGCGCCGAAAAACAGACGUGAAGCCGAACGCCCAGGGUUGCCAGGGGGAGGGCGGCGGGGGCAACGGGCGCAUGGUUUGUAUUUAUUUUAGAACGGAUAGCCGGUCGUCGCUCGUCGC
Messenger RNA from Emiliania huxleyi CCMP1516, 1429 nucleotides. RefSeq lists its product as hypothetical. Gene Ontology annotation, biological process: pyrimidine nucleotide-sugar transmembrane transport. NCBI's taxonomy places the organism in Eukaryota, Haptophyta, Isochrysidales, Noelaerhabdaceae. Bases 1 to 1185 code for a protein of 394 amino acids. Gene Ontology annotation, cellular component: Golgi membrane. The record is from RefSeq and is a predicted model, not a curated record. The transcript has 7 exons. Gene Ontology annotation, molecular function: pyrimidine nucleotide-sugar transmembrane transporter activity.